Messenger RNA from Arvicanthis niloticus (Nile rat), 2887 nucleotides. RefSeq names its product SUV39H2 histone lysine methyltransferase (gene Suv39h2). The record is from RefSeq and is a predicted model, not a curated record. Gene Ontology annotation, molecular function: histone H3K9 methyltransferase activity; zinc ion binding. Gene Ontology annotation, cellular component: nucleus. Lineage: Eukaryota; Metazoa; Chordata; Mammalia; Rodentia; Muridae.
AUGGCGGCGACCAGGGCCAAGGCACGGAGCGGUGAGGCUGGAGCGCGGUGUCACCGAGUUCCAGGUCCGCCCCGGAGGCCCAAGCCCAGGCUAACGGCGAGACGCCGCCGCGCGGACACCCUGACGGCGCGACGCUCGCGGCCGUCUGCGGGCGGGAGACGCGCCGGCACCAACCGAGCGAGGACCCAAGCUCCGCGGGCCGCCGUCUUUGGUGGCGAGUGUGCACGAGGUGCCUCAUUCAAGGCCUGGUGUGUGCCUUGCCUAGUUUCACUUGAUACUCUCCAGGAAUUAUGUAGAAAAGAAAAGCUCACAUGUAAAUCGAUUGGAAUCACCAAAAGGAAUCUAAACAAUUAUGAGGUGGAGUACUUGUGUGACUACAAGGUAGCAAAGGGUGUGGAAUAUUAUCUUGUAAAAUGGAAAGGAUGGCCAGACUCUACAAAUACCUGGGAGCCCUUGAGAAACCUCAGGUGUCCACUGCUCCUGCAGCAGUUCUCUGAUGACAAGAGUACUUACUUAUCUCAGGAAAAGAAACGCAAGGCCAUCACUUCAAAAGACAGUAAGAAAUCCUUGCGACCUGCAGUUGCCGAGUACAUUGUACAGAAAGCUAAGCAAAGAAUAGCUCUGCAGAGAUGGCAAGAUUAUCUCAACAGAAGAAAGAACCACAAAGGGAUGAUAUUUGUUGAAAAUACUGUUGACUUGGAGGGCCCACCUUCAGACUUCUUCUACAUUAACGAAUACAGGCCAGCUCCUGGGAUCAGCUUAAAGAGUGAAGCUACCUUUGGAUGCUCGUGUACAGACUGCUUCUUUGAGAAGUGUUGUCCGGCUGAAGCUGGAGUUGUUUUGGCCUAUAAUAAGAACCAACAAAUUAAAAUCCAACCAGGCACUCCCAUCUACGAAUGCAACUCAAGGUGCCGAUGUGGACCCGAUUGUCCCAAUAGGAUUGUACAGAAAGGCACACAAUACUCACUGUGCAUCUUUAGAACUAGCAAUGGCUGUGGCUGGGGUGUAAAAACCCUCGUGAAGAUUAAAAGAAUGAGUUUUGUCAUGGAAUACGUUGGAGAGGUGAUCACAAGUGAAGAGGCUGAGAGACGGGGACAGUUCUAUGACAACAAAGGGAUCACCUACCUUUUUGAUCUGGACUAUGAGUCUGAUGAGUUCACAGUGGAUGCAGCUCGAUACGGAAAUGUCUCUCAUUUUGUGAAUCACAGUUGUGACCCAAAUCUUCAGGUGUUUAGUGUUUUCAUCGAUAACCUUGAUACUCGGCUGCCCAGGAUAGCAUUGUUCUCUACAAGAACCAUAAAGGCUGGAGAAGAGCUGACUUUUGAUUAUCAAAUGAAAGGUUCUGGAGAAUUACCUUCAGACUCUAUUGACCACAGUCCCGCCAAAAAAAGGGUCAGAACCCAGUGUAAAUGUGGAGCUGAGACUUGCAGAGGCUACCUCAACUGAAUUUCAGGAAAUGGAGCUUAUGAUGUGUGGGUUUUGUUUUGUUUUUCUUCUAACAACUGAAAAAGUAUUUGGGACUCCUUUCUAUUAUCUAUUACCUAUACAUUGUAUUAUAUGAUGUUACUGUACAAUUCAUGGCUCAAAAUAUAUGCCAAGUCUAUUAUGUAUAAAUUAUCAUUGGCUUACUUGAGAGGUCAGAAUAGACUAUUGUUCCUUUUAGUGCUUGAAAAGUGAGACAACAACAGUUAUUAUGGAACAUUUUACCUUGACUCAAACAGAUAAUUCAAUUUAGGCAAAUGUAUAAAUUUUAUUUUUUUACUAUAUUGUUUUUGUUUGAUACUCUCUGAGACAAGUGACACUGAAUUUUUUACUAUAUUUUCUACUUUUAAAUUAAAACAUUGGUAUCUUAAUGAUAUAUUUCAAGUGUAAAAAAUGUGAAAGAUUUACUUUCAGCUUGAUCUUAUUUUGAAGUAAUAGAUACCAUUACAAAGGUUGUAUGUCUGAACCUUAAAUUCUUAAAAGUUUUUUUUUUUUUUUUAGUCACAUAAAAGAAAAGUCUCUAAUCACCUUCUCUAGAAGUCUAUAGUGGCUGGCCAUUGUGCUUCUUUGAACAGCUAGAACAGUGAGUGCCAGGCAGACUGAAGGAGUGCAGAGUGAGCCACUUAGCAUAUGUGAGGUCCACACUGAGUGUCUCAUCUGAACAGGACAGUGAGAUCCCCGAGGGGCACAGGCCCCUGAUGGCAGUAUAAUUCAGAUCACAAACUGUCACUUCCAGGCAAGUUUUAAUUACUAUCCACUAAAUUUAAAUACUUUUGUAUUUUGUGCAUGCCCUUGAAAAACAAGCUAUAUUUGAACAGAUACUUGUUUUAUACAAGAAUUUUUUUAGAUAGGAUAAAACUUAGCUUGGCCAGAAUUGUGUCUGAUUGAGCUUUUAUUAACUUCUGGGGACUAGCUGGGAUUUUUCCCCUGUGUGGUAAAACCCAAUAAAGAAAAAACUUCCUUUCAUCUUUCUGGGUUUAGGAGUUCUAAUCAUGGUGUCCACUAUGAAGACAAAAACAAAAUACAGCAAAUAAUCCUAAGAUUUUCCUAAGCUCACUGCUCCAGGCUUUAAUAGACUGUGAUAAGCUAAAGUAAAAUGAACUGAAUUCAAGAACUCAGCAUUUCCUUUAUCUUCCUAACUCUUAACCUGUUUUGUGAGAAGCUACAGUAUUAUUCAGAAUAUUGCCUUCAUGGGACUAUUUGUUCAGUGUUUACAUGUUUGGGGACUCUUAGUAUGUCUGCUACCCAAAAAUUUCAAAAUGUGUCAAGAAAAAAUAAUAAUUUUAAAUGGCAUUUCUUUUGUUUUUUCUUUGAGAAUCUUAAAAGCAUUACAGGUCUGUUUUUCUCCCCCCACCACAACCCCCAUGGCCAAGCUCACUUUGAAUAAUUCUCAGGUUUAAAGAUU